AUGUCGGUAUACAGCCUUCGUUUACGACGCAAAAAGCGAAAGGAAGAUUCUAGUAAAAUCCAUCCCCCGUCCCAUCGACAUGCAGCGCCAUCGGCUCCCUGGCCAUGGGUAGAUAUUCAGGACGACGUAGACCCCACACAACUGGAAUCACCGCUACCCCCUGUGCCACCGCCAUGUAACCACAAGACAUGCGAAGGUUGCUGGGAUCUCUAUCCACAGUCGUUAUAUCCAAACUGGACACCGUCACAAGUCAGGAAGAGCCAAAUUAACAAGGCCAUCACUGACUACCGAAAUGAUGUCCCCUGUAUUAUCCACCUGGUUGACGUCGACCACAAUGGUCUAUUCAAAGUUCCAGAGCCUGGAAAGAUAAUAUCCGAUGAAGAUCGGUUGAGUAAAACUUGGGAGGCGCUGAUAACAUCGAAUAUUCCAGACGAUAAUCGAGUAAGAUGUCUAUUUAUCGAAAACCUUUCAGGUCCUGUUCUCCAAAUGCUAGGCACCAGAUACAACAUCGAGCCAUUCUUUUUUUCGUCUUCAUUGAAUUGGAUACCUUCACGAUAUCAGGAAGAAGUUCGACCAGGAGAAGGAGAUCAUAUCACAAUAACUUUGACAUUCGUCCGGUCAAUAGCCAAUGACGAAAAUGCCAAUUUCCGUAUUUCUUCUCAGCAUGCAAUGGAAUCAUCUCCUACCCUAACUGAUCAAGAAGGAAGAUCGAGCAGAAAACCAGGUAUACAGCUUGCUCAUCAAAUGAUCGACACCCAUGCGCCAUUAGCGCUCGAGUCUAACGGGCGCCUCCUCCUCCUUGAUUUACUCUCCGUCCAUCUCAUCCGACGGAAACAAGGCAGUACAAUUAUCUCAUACCAUGCCAACAAGGAUCUACCGACCACCACGGCGCCAGUUCUCCAUGAACGUAUUCGUUUUGCAGGCAUGUAUACGUAUCUUUUCCACCUUCUAGCUACUAACGAUCCGACGUUCGUGCUGCUUACAUUCAUUUGGCACGCAAUCUAUGCUUGGGACGAAGCACUGGAAAACUUGUAUUCGCAUAUCUGCACACUUGAGAGCCAAGUUAUCGUGACAUCUGAGAUGACGCUUACCCAGGAGCUACAUGUUAUCCGGGCGCACCUUCUACAUUAUUCAUCACUCCUUGACGAUUUUCGCAAGUCAGUCAUCUUCAUACGAGAUACAGAAAACCCUGCCUUGGAGUCAUUAUCCGAAGCUGAGCGGCAAGAGAAUGCCAGCAUCAUGAACAGAGAAUGCUCAAAUCUGCUCACUGAGAUCGAGCGUUUGGAAAAGGAUAGGCGCAUGCAAGACCGAAGGCUGAAAAACGUUAUGGGUCUCGUAUUCAGCAGUGUGAAUAUUAUUGACAGUAAGCGAAUGCAAAAGAUGACAGAAGCGGCAGUGCGGGACAGUGCAGCUAUGAAACAAAUAGCGUACUUGACUAUGGUCUUUCUCCCGGCUUCCUUCGUGGCGACGGUUUUCGGUAUGAACAUCGCGGAGAUUGCUCCCGGAACUAACGGGACACUUGCGCACUAG
Molecule: messenger RNA, 1530 nt
Organism: Psilocybe cubensis
Lineage: Eukaryota; Fungi; Basidiomycota; Agaricomycetes; Agaricales; Agrocybaceae
Exons: 12
Coding region: 1-1530 (509 amino acids)
Biological process (GO): transmembrane transport; metal ion transport
Cellular component (GO): membrane
Molecular function (GO): cobalt ion transmembrane transporter activity; cobalt ion binding; magnesium ion transmembrane transporter activity
Source: RefSeq, a predicted model, not a curated record